Messenger RNA from Tripterygium wilfordii, 1065 nucleotides. RefSeq lists its product as uncharacterized. The record is from RefSeq and is a predicted model, not a curated record. The transcript has 2 exons. The coding region runs from base 1 to 1065 and encodes 354 amino acids. Lineage: Eukaryota; Viridiplantae; Streptophyta; Magnoliopsida; Celastrales; Celastraceae.
AUGGUAAGAGCAAAUUUGAAAAUAAAUAUAGCAGCUCUUCAGGCCUUUGCUAGUUCUCAGUUACAGUACCCGGUUUCGUACAUGAAAGCAUGGAAGGCCAAACAAAAGGUUAUCGAGAGAUUGUUUGGGACAUUUGAAGCUUCAUACAAUGUCCUCCCUAGAUUGUUGCAAGCAAUACAAGUUUCAAAUCCAGGGUCGGUGGUUAAUUUUAACUAUAAGGACAUUGUCAGCAAUCGGGCUACGUUUGGUCAUGUAUUCUGGGCAUUUUGGCCUUUUAUAGUCGGCUUUCAAUCCUGUCAUCCUUUGAUAAGUAUUGAUGGCACAAAUUUGUAUGGGAAAUACAAAAGCAAAUUGUUGAUCGCGGUUGGGUUUGAUGCAGAUAAUGGUCUUUUUCCGUUGUGCUUUGCUAUCGUAGACGAAGAAAGUGCUGAUAAUUGGGGAUGGUUCAUAGCAUGCAUUCGUUCUUAUGUUCCCGAUCGAAGAGGCAUUUGUGUGUUGUCUGAUCGACACGCUGGUAUUUUGACAGCAAUGCGUGAUGGUUGGCCAGAACCAUUUGCUUAUCACAGGUAUUGCUCGAGACAUUUUGUGAGUAAUUUCAACACCCAUUUUAAAGAUAAAGAUUUGAAACAAGCGGUUGUGACAAUGGCUAAUGAAGAAUCUAAGGAAAAAUUCGACUUUUGGAUGUCGCGUGUUAAGGAUUUGAACAUUGCUGCGUGGGAGUACCUAAAUAGUGCCAAGAAAGAAAAGUGGAGUAAAGCAUAUGAUGAUGGCCACAGAUACGGUAACAUGACUACUAAUAUGUCUGAACUCUUCAAUAGUGUUCUGAAGGGUGGGAGAUUUUUGCCUAUUACAGCACUGGUUCAGCUGACAUUUUACAGGUGCAACAAAUAUUUUGUUAAGAGGAGGAUUGAAGCAGAAGAAUUUAGAUUACGAGGGAUUGAUUUGCCACCGCAAGUUUUUGGACAUAUUAGUUGUGAGACUGCGAAGUCGAAGCGGGAACAAGUCCGAAUGUUCAACCAUAAUCCUCCUACAUUUCAGCCAUCUUCUAUCGUGUUGUUCAGCUAA